CGAGCCACGCCAUCAACCGCCCCCGCCCACGCCACGCCGCGCCAUGGCGUCGACCAGCCUCGCCGCGCUGCCCUCGCAGCUCGCCUCCCCGGGCCGCCUCCGCCGCGGCCGCGCCGCGCUCUCCUCCACCGCCCGCCCGCACCUCCUCCUCCACCGCGCGCCGAAAGGCGGAUCGUCGCGGUGCCGGCUGGCGGUGACCUGCAACGCGCAGGCGGUGGCGCCGACCAGCAUUGCGCAGGGGACGCCCGUCCGGCCGACGAGCAUACUGGUGGUCGGCGCCACGGGGACGCUGGGGCGGCAGGUGGUCCGCAGGGCGCUGGACGAGGGCUACGAUGUCAGGUGCCUCGUCAGGCCGCGCCCCGCGCCGGCCGAUUUCCUCCGCGACUGGGGCGCCACCGUCGUCAAUGCUGACCUCAGCAAGCCGGAGACCAUCCCUGCGACGCUUGUUGGCAUCCAUACCGUCAUUGACUGUGCGACAGGACGGCCUGAAGAGCCCAUCCGGACGGUAGAUUGGGAAGGAAAAGUUGCUCUAAUACAGUGCGCAAAGGCUAUGGGGAUUCAGAAGUAUGUGUUCUAUUCCAUCCACAACUGUGACAAGCAUCCUGAGGUUCCCUUGAUGGAAAUCAAGCAUUGUACGGAGAAGUUUAUUCAGGACAGUGGUCUGGAUUAUAUCAUCAUCCGUUUGUGUGGUUUCAUGCAGGGCCUUAUUGGGCAAUAUGCUGUGCCUAUACUAGAAGAGAAGUCUGUCUGGGGAACUGAUGCUCCAACUCGGAUCGCUUACAUGGAUACCCAGGAUGUAGCUCGGCUGACAUUUAUAGCUAUGCGCAAUGAGAAGGCUACUAAGAAACUCUUGACUUUUGCUGGACCACGUGCUUGGACCACUCAAGAGGUGAUUACUUUGUGUGAGAGGUUGGCCGGGCAAGAUGCCAAUGUAACCACGGUACCUGUUGCAGUCUUGAGAUUUACUCGUCAAUUGACACGGUUUUUCCAAUGGACAAAUGAUGUGGCUGACAGAUUGGCAUUUUCAGAGGUGCUCUCUAGCGACACAGUUUUCUCUGCUCCAAUGAGCGAGACAUACCAGCUUCUUGGGGUGGAUGCAAAUGACAUCCUCAGCUUAGAGAAGUAUUUACAAGAUUAUUUUACCAACAUAUUGAAGAAGUUGAAGGAUCUCAAGGCACAAUCCAAGCAAACUGAUAUAUUCUUUUGACAAGAAGAGUUUCAGUGAACAUAUGGAAAUAAUUUACAGAUCUGUGCCUCAAAAGACAGAUGAGUGAGCACAAAUUUUUUUUCCUGUAUAUUUGCAUUUUAGCAUGUGCAAGAAUGCUCUGUGUUAUUAGGUCAUGUGUAUAGAAUCUCAACAUAUUUUGCUAUUAAAGUUCUGAAGUUUGUGCACAGCAGCAUAAAGUCUAUGAUUUCGCUGUCAA
This is a messenger RNA of Setaria italica (foxtail millet), 1424 nucleotides long. RefSeq lists its product as uncharacterized. The record is from RefSeq and is a predicted model, not a curated record. Lineage: Eukaryota; Viridiplantae; Streptophyta; Magnoliopsida; Poales; Poaceae. The transcript has 8 exons. The coding region runs from base 44 to 1207 and encodes 387 amino acids.